GCGGCUUUUUCAUCUAGCCUAAUGCUAACAAGACAGCUGCAAUGGAUUUUAUAUUGUUUAGUAUUGCUCGUUUCAACUUAACACAAUAGUCAAGCAGCAGCUGUAUUAUCGUUAUGUGCUUUAUUUAUUGACAGUAUUCUAUGCUUAAUUAUUUGCAGAAGUUUUAUUAAAUAAGUAUUAAUAUGGCACCUGUAGAAAGUACAGACACUGAACCAAGAGGUAUUAAACGCGAGUAUAGUGAAUCGCCUGAACGAGAGAAGAAAUUAAAAACAUCUCCUGUAAUUACUACUGAUGUGAAACCUAAUGUGAGGUGUAAGUAUUGUUAUCGUACACAAACUGAAAGUGUUUCUAUUCCAUCCAAUGCUGAACCCGAAUGUAUUGUUCUUACCAAUGAGACAUUAGCCAAUAUUUAUACUGAUAAUUUUAAUGUUAUUCAGCAUAAUUUAACUGAUUUUAGUAUUUAUGAUGAAAAUGGUCACAUGUGCUCGAUUGACACUGGUAUGAUGGAAAGAAAUAUGGCAUUAUAUUUAACUGGAUAUGUUAAACCAAUAUAUGAUCAUAAUCCAAGUGUUGAAGAAGGAAUUCCUGCAAAAGAAUUAGGUCCCAUAUUAGAAUGGUGGUUAUCCUCAUAUGAUGGAGGAGAUAAAGCUUUAAUUGGUAUAUCUACCGAUUAUGCUGAUUACUUACUUAUUGAGCCACAUCCGAGUUAUAAAAAAUAUAUGACAUCUGUUACCGAGAAAAUACAUUUAAGUAAAUUGGUGAUAGAGAGUAUGAUAGAUAAUAGCGAAUCAGAUGAUCCAACUUAUGAAGAUAUUUUAAAUUGUAUUGUUAAUUCUAUUAAUCCAGCAACUGGAAAUAAAUUCACUGAAGAAGAUCUUAUCGCUCAUGCUCAGUUUGUUUUGGAUCAAGUAGCAGAUUAUGAUUCAAAUGAUACAUAUUACUUACCAUUAUCUGAUACUCAAUGUAUUGAUACAUUGACUCAGUUAUCUGGUGCAGCAAAACCUGUUAAAACCUUAGCUAAAAGAUCAGAAAGAGCUGGACAUAGAACAAGAGGUGUUAAAACAGAUGUUAGUAAACGAGAAUUUAGUAAAGCUACAACCACUGAAUUAGUCAAAGAUGUAUUUGAAAAUAUGUUUGCUGCUCAAUUAGAUAAUGAAGAUAAAGAAAAUGAGGUAGCAGUUAAUAAGUUAGUAAAAAAUGUGAUAGAGGAUGCAUGUAAAGUAAAAGUUAAAGAAGAAUCUAAUAUUGAAAAUUCAAAUGAUAAUCAGGUUAUGUGGAAAGAUCACAAACUAAGUGAAAAAAUGUUUGUAGUUGUAAAGAGUUCUGAUCAAGCAGUUCCUCUUAUUGGACGAAUAGAAUAUUUUUACAAAAACAAUUUUAAAGAUAAAGCUCAUAUAAGUUUAUUCAUGCAUAGUUAUGAAACAGUAUUAGGUCAAGCAUCAGAUCCCCAAGAAAUUUUUGCCUUAAAAAGAUGUAAAAAUAUUGAAGUUAACAAUGUUAUUAAUGUAUUUGAUGUAAAACAAAAAAUUCCUAGUGAUAAUUGGUUUAAACUUGGAGGAUCCAAAAUACAAGAUUUAAUGGAGCCAGUUGAUCGAAAUGAUAAAAAAUCUUUUUUUUUUCAAUUAUGUUAUGAUGAUGAAUAUGGUCGAUUUGAGUAUCCAAUGGGAAAUUUGAAUAACAUGAAAAAUGAAAAAUAUUGCAGUAAUUGUGAGAUUGAACGUUUAGAAAAAAAAUCUCAAAUGCCCGAAUUUCUUGAAUUAAUUGAAAAAGAAAGUCCAGUUACUUAUUAUUACAAGUUCAAAUAUCUUAAUGAAGAGUAUAAAAUUGGAAGCUUUAUUUAUUUGCCAUCAGAUAUAUUUUCAACAGCCAAAAGAGCAAAUUUUGUUGGUGAAAAACCAUUUGUAUUUACAGAUUCUAACAAAGUUAAAAAUAAUCAAAGUCUUAAAAAAGUUGAUGAAGAAAAAUAUCCAGAGUAUUAUCGUAAAACAUUGGAAAAUACUAUGCGUGGAUCAAAUGAGACUACUCCAGAUCCUUUUGAAAUUGCUGAAAUUUUAGCUAUUUACACUAUAGAUCAAGAUAAAAAAAAUGCAAGACUUAUUGUACGUCGUAUGUAUAGAGCUGAAAAAAUUAAUUUAGAAGAUUAUGGCAAAAAUGCUGACAUAAAUAUGUUGCUUUGGUCUGAAGAAGAAUUUAGAGUAACAUAUGACAACAUUUGUGGCAAAUGUUAUGUAGCUUAUAUCAAUAAUAUUCAAGAUCCACUCACUUGGUCAACUGGAGGCCCAAAUCGAUUUUUUUUUAAAAAAAAAUAUGAUUUUUUGACCGGUACAGUUAUUCCUGAUCAUCAACUGCCUUGUUCUGCAAGAUUGACUGGAAAAGAAGUGUAUGUGAAUCAAAAUUAUAAAUAUGUCGAUGAAGAUAAAAUUCAGUAUAUACCAAGCUAUCCUAAAAUUGAGCCCCUUAAAGGUUUAGAUAUAUUUGCUGGCUGUGGUGGCUUGUCUAGAGGUUUAGAAGAUAGUGGGUUAGUGAAAAGUAAAUGGGCUAUAGAAUGUGAUGAUAAAGCUGCUACUGCAUUUGCUUUAAAUAAUCCAGAAUCAAUUGUUUUUAUUGAAGAUUGUAACCAUCUUUUAAAACAAGCUAUGUCAGGUAAUUUAACAAAUGAAAAAAAUCAAAAAAUACCACAAAGAGGAGAAGUUGAAUUUAUUUGUGGAGGACCUCCAUGUCAAGGCUUUAGUGGUAUGAAUCGUUUUAAUUCAGGUCAAUAUUCAUUGUUCAAGAAUUCUCUUAUUGUAUCAUUUCUUUCUUAUAUUGAUUAUUACAGGCCAAAAUUUUUUGUAAUGGAAAAUGUUCGAAAUUUUGUUUCUUUUAAGAGAAGCAUGGUUCUUAGACUGACACUCAGGUGUAUUACUAGAAUGGGUUAUCAGUGCACAUUUGGUAUUCUUCAAGCUGGUAAUUUUGGAGUACCUCAAACUAGAAGGCGUCUUAUAAUAUUAGCAGCAGCCCCUGGUGAAAAGUUACCUCUUUAUCCUGAACCAACUCAUGUUUUUAAUCGUAGAGGCUCAAGUUUAAAUGUUCAAAUUGGUGAUCAGAAAUUUAAAACCAAUUGUAAAUAUGAUGAAUCUGCACCAAUGAGAACCAUUACUGUGUAUGAUGCCUGGUCUGAUUUACCAGAAAUUGAAAAUGGUGCAUUUAAUGAACAAAUUACAUACAAAUCUAGACCUAUCACUCAUAUGCAAAAACUAUUGAGAUAUCCGAAUCAUCGUUUCAGUGAAUCUUUAUUAAUAGAUCACAUUUGUAAAGAUAUGUCACCACUUGUUCAAGCAAGAAUGGAACUUAUUCCACUUGGAGAAGGCAGUGAUUGGAGAGAUUUACCUAAUAUAGAAGUAAAUUUAUCUGAUGGAACAAUGACAAACAAACUUCUGUAUACACAUCAUGAUGUCAAGAAUGGGAAAGGUAAAAAUGGAGCUUUACGAGGUGUAUGUCCAUGUGCAACUGGUGAGAAAUGUAAUCCACAGGACCGUCAAAAUAAUACAAUUAUUCCAUGGUGUUUACCUCAUACAGGGAACAGACAUAAUAACUGGGCAGGGUUAUAUGGUCGUUUAGCUUGGACAGGUUUUUGCUCAACUACUAUAACCAAUCCUGAACCCAUGGGAAAACAGGGUAGAGUAUUACAUCCAGAACAACAUCGUGUUGUUAGUGUUAGAGAGUGUGCUAGAUCUCAAGGUUUUAAAGAUUCGCAUAUAUUUUAUGGUCCUAUUAUAAAUAAACAUAGACAAAUUGGAAAUGCUGUACCACCACCAAUGGGUACCGCUAUUGGCCAUGAAAUAAUCAAAGCCAUUAGUCAAAAGCCUACCAAGAUCCUUAUGUACACAAAAAAGUCAACAAAUGAUAAUGAACCAAUUGAGAUCAAAAUAAAAAUCUGCAAAGAUAAUUAAUUCAGAAUUUAUAUUUUAUAUACUUUUAAUAAAAAAAAUUUGUAUAAAUAAAAUAGAAUUUUAUAUGGAUAUGAUUGUCGAUAGAAAAUAUUAUUUGUAGUUAACUUAUUUUCAAUGCCAAUUCUAUUUUAAUUACUAGUUGUAAAAUCUAAAAUUAUUUAUUUAAAAAUUUAACAAUAUUAUUUUAACUUUAAAACAUUCGUAUCAUUUAUGUAGGACUAAUUAACUUAUUGCUUUAGGAAAUCUAUGAAUUAUAAUUAUUCAAUUUUUGUAAAUAAUAAUUUAGAUUUUAUUUCACUAAUUUCUAAUGUGAUUUAUCUAAUAUUUAGACAUAGUUGUUUAUUUAAUUUUCAGGUUUAAGUUUUAAUGUUCAAUGGUUGCAUGACUCAUAUUACCUUAUUUGUACUACUUGGAUAUUAUUUAUUAAAUAUAUUAGACCUUAA
Daktulosphaira vitifoliae (grape phylloxera) is the source of this 4375-nucleotide messenger RNA. RefSeq names its product DNA (cytosine-5)-methyltransferase PliMCI-like. Lineage: Eukaryota; Metazoa; Arthropoda; Insecta; Hemiptera; Phylloxeridae. Gene Ontology annotation, cellular component: nucleus. The record is from RefSeq and is a predicted model, not a curated record. Gene Ontology annotation, molecular function: chromatin binding; DNA (cytosine-5-)-methyltransferase activity. Bases 183 to 3932 code for a protein of 1249 amino acids. The transcript is spliced from 2 exons.